AUGGUUGAGAAGUCGGACAAUAAAGACCACGCCAAGCCGUUGGCCAAGCCCAAGAGGACCAGGGCAUACGCUCCCAAGGUUCGCACUGGCUGUAUAACCUGGUACGCCCCAAUCAUAUCUCUACCCAAGCUGCAGGAGCGUAAAAUGGAAGAACAGCAGCCAAUUAGGGCGCGAGCAGCGCAUCGCAACACUGCUAACAGUUUGACAGCAAGUGGCUGGAAAUGCGACGGCUACGCUCCGGUUACAAAGCGCAACUUCAACAAAAGCACCUUUACGAGCGACGAGGACAAUAGCAGCACAGAGGAUGCCGUGGUAAAUUCGACUACUCAAGGAGCUAUAGUGAAGAUAUUUUCAUCUCAGGCUCGCACGGCAAGAUCACAAUCGGUCGCACAGCUCUUACCACGCCCAACAAGUAUUGAUACCCUGGAAGCACUCCUUGAGAGGCGCUUCCUGAGCCACUUUUUCAAGUUCACACUCAAUAGCAUCAGCUCAUCUUAUGAUACCGGGAACUUUUGGCUGUGGACGCUCCCUAAUCUGAUCCAGGAUCAACAACUAAUCCGCCACUCUAUCACCGCACUUGGUGCUGCGCACUGGAUGUUUCAAAGCGAUGGCCUCAUCUCGUCAAACCAGAUGACCCAUUACAAUGCCUUUAUCCAUAAGCAAUACAACAUGGCCAUCUCUCAUCUAAUCCCCAUCAUGUCCAAUAACCAAUCGGAGAACAUAGAAUUAGUCCUCGUCUCUUGCCUGUUGUUCAUCUAUCUUGAGACUCUGCGGGGCAAUCACUCAGAAGCUCUUCGACACUUAAUUUCGGGUCAAAAGUUGUUGAAGAAUCUCAGCCAUCAAGGCUCCAAGUCGUCCGUGGAAGCGACCGGAGUACUUUCCAAAAUUGCCACCUUGUUUCGAGCACUCGGGAGCAUUGUCAACGCGUUUGGCGAAAACAAGAUACUGUCAGAUCUCACAGUAUAUGCCAAGCCAAUGCGGGGGCCUGACGAUCCCAACCAGCCGUACGACAGCUUAGUAAAAGCAAUGGACGACUUGACUUUGCUUGAAUUGGAACUAUCAGAUAUUCAAUGUCCAGAGGAGGAAGCCAUCAGCAAAAACCCUGAGAAGGAGGAGGAGAGAGACAGGCAACAGCAAGUGUACGACGCCGUGAUUAAACGAUUCCUAGUUUGGGAAAAACGAUUUACAGAAACAGUGAAAGUCAUGUCACCUUCUGAUAACUAUGAUUUCCUCAAUUUGAAGGUGCAACAAGCGAUGUGGCAGCUUGUGCUAGAAGAGGAGGUUGAUGAAGACUUUGAGCUACCGGCGGAGCAGUGCUGGCCGCUGCUGGACAUGAUCGAGAAGAUGUUGAUAAUGACACCUUCAACACAACGAACUUUCGCCCUCAGGGCGGAUUUGAUCCCACCACUGAUAGGAAUUUAUGGCGUAUGCAAGGAUUUUUCGGUGAGGAGACGUGCGAUUACGCUGCUUCGGUUACGCAGACGAAAGGAGCUCGUGUGGGACGGUGAGGAAGCGGCUGAUUUCCUGGAGAACGAUUUGAAGAUGUGCAUGGUAGGAUUGAAAACCCCUUCAUGGCCAGACAUCGGGCCGCUGGCCAACAAGAACGCACUACUGUGUUAUGAAGUUGAUGGCAAUUGA
Messenger RNA from Clonostachys solani, 1638 nucleotides. Lineage: Eukaryota; Fungi; Ascomycota; Sordariomycetes; Hypocreales; Bionectriaceae. The record is from the annotation of a GenBank genome assembly.